Messenger RNA from Frieseomelitta varia, 358 nucleotides. Its product is annotated as sex-regulated protein janus-A-like. Gene Ontology annotation, cellular component: cytosol. Gene Ontology annotation, biological process: peptidyl-histidine dephosphorylation. The record is from RefSeq and is a predicted model, not a curated record. Gene Ontology annotation, molecular function: protein histidine phosphatase activity. The coding region runs from base 22 to 273 and encodes 83 amino acids. The transcript has 2 exons. Lineage: Eukaryota; Metazoa; Arthropoda; Insecta; Hymenoptera; Apidae.
AAACUAACUAAAUUUACGCUAAUGAAAUCCUUCCCUUUUUUUUCCGUUUCAGCCGAUAUUUUCGACGAGGUUGGCGAUCAAAUAAAAUCGAUUCCUGGUUUGCGCGCCAAAUGUCUCGGUGGUGGUAGAAUAGAGCACGACCCCGACGAGAAGACCAUCAAAGUGUACGGAUACUCUCAGGGUUUCGGAAAGGCAGAUCACGAAGUGUCUGUUUCUCUAUUGAGAACGCAGUAUCCCGAUUAUACUAUCACUUUCUCCGACGAUGGAUAUUAAUGGAGAGGACGAAGAACGUUCCAUCGUGCAUAACGAGAAAUGCAAAUGGAUUAAAUGUAUAAUUUAAUAAAGAGUGUGUGCGAGU